Messenger RNA from Trichoderma reesei QM6a, 705 nucleotides. Its product is annotated as ubiquitin-conjugating enzyme. The transcript is spliced from 3 exons. Gene Ontology annotation, molecular function: protein binding. The record is from RefSeq and is a predicted model, not a curated record. The coding region runs from base 1 to 705 and encodes 234 amino acids. NCBI's taxonomy places the organism in Eukaryota, Fungi, Ascomycota, Sordariomycetes, Hypocreales, Hypocreaceae.
AUGACCAGCAGAGACCGCCGCAUCAUGAAGGAGCUGCAGGACCUGACCGAGGACAAGGAUACCUCCGGCAUCCACGCUGCCCUGGAGCACGAGGGCUCCCUCUCAACCCUUAUGGGAUGGUUCUAUGGGCCCCCGAACACGCCGUACGCAGGCGGUAAAUACGUGAUCAGGAUCCAGCUCCCUACCGAGUACCCCUUCAAGCCGCCCAAGAUGAAGUUUGAGACGAGGAUCUGGCAUCCCAACGUCAGCAGUCAAACCGGCGUCAUCUGUCUCGACACUCUAAACAAGAACUGGUCCCCCGUCCAGACGAUCAAGACCGCGCUCCUCUCCGUACGAAUGCUCCUCGAGAACCCGAAUCCCACAGACCCCCAAGACGGAGAAGUGGCAAGCAUGCUGCUCAACCAGCCCGAGCGAUUCGUCGAGAUGGCGCACGAGUGGGCGGUACGACACGCCGGUGCCCCGCGCCAGGCCAACCUCGACAAGAGCAGAUACAGGAGCCUGGCGAAUCCUACAGACGGACCCGUCGAUGCAAGCAGGUAUCAUGGAUACAGGCCAGAGCUCGUCGAGCAGUUUACAAGCAUGGGCUUUAGCCUUGACAGCGUCGUCGAAGCGCUCGAGUACUGUAGGGUUGAUCACCUGCUCACGAGUCUACCGCCGGCUAGGAUGUCGGAUGUGACAACUCGGCUAUUGGGUGAACAGCAGUAG